CUUGUUUCAUCUAUUUUUAGGACUGAGGAAGAAGAGAGGCUGGUUGGGGCUUGUUACUGUGCAAAAAUUGAUGAUCUCCUCCUGAAGUCAGAUUUUGUGAUGAUAGUAGUAAGCUUGACUCCUCAAACUUCCAAAAUGAUUGGGGAAAGAGAGCUCAGUCUAAUGAAACCCAACGCUACUCUCAUUAAUAUCUCCCGUGGUGGAGUGAUUGAUCAGGACACUUUAGUGAAAGCGCUUCAGAAUGGGGUUAUUCGUGCAGCAGCACUAGAUGUCUCUGAACCAGAGCCCCUCCCGAGGAAUCAUCCUUUACUACACUUACCAAAUAUCAUUCUGACUCCCCAUAUUGGAGCUGCUACUGAAAAGACCACUCGUGAAAUGCUGGAGAUAAUGAUUGAAAAUGCUGUGGCUGCUGUUCGUGGAUUUCCGAUGCCUGACGAAGUGCUGCUGCCAUGAUGGCUAUAAGCAGUAGAGAUUUUGUGAUGCUUUGAUACUAAUACAUUGUAGGAAUCACCACCUCAACAUCAAUUCAUUAAAAACAAGAAUGUCAACA
Chiloscyllium plagiosum (whitespotted bambooshark) is the source of this 550-nucleotide messenger RNA. Lineage: Eukaryota; Metazoa; Chordata; Chondrichthyes; Orectolobiformes; Hemiscylliidae. The record is from RefSeq and is a predicted model, not a curated record.